Epinephelus fuscoguttatus (brown-marbled grouper) is the source of this 742-nucleotide messenger RNA. It is a transcript of the gene nupr1b, whose product is annotated as nuclear protein 1b. Gene Ontology annotation, biological process: regulation of transcription by RNA polymerase II; negative regulation of cell population proliferation; negative regulation of cell cycle. The record is from RefSeq and is a predicted model, not a curated record. The transcript is spliced from 3 exons. The coding region runs from base 147 to 371 and encodes 74 amino acids. Gene Ontology annotation, cellular component: nucleus. NCBI's taxonomy places the organism in Eukaryota, Metazoa, Chordata, Actinopteri, Perciformes, Serranidae.
ACACCGAGACCGCUGGAAAAACAUCUUGUUUUUGUGCUCAGAACGAACGACUGAACUUGAGGCCAGUUUGGAGAGUUUUUGACUUGUUGUUGUUGUUGUUUCUGAAGUUUGACAAACUUUCUUUGGAGCAAAAUCUCAGAGAAACAAUGAGUCACGUCGACGUGAAAAACCUGAAGCCCACCAGCUUUGAGGACGAGUACUACGACCAAUAUGAAUUUUAUAACUUAACAGACAAAUACACAGAAGGCUCAGCCCGUAAAGGCAGGACAAAGAAGGAGGCCAGUGACAACACCAACAGACACAACCCUGCUGGACAUGAACGCAAAAUAGUUGAGAAACUCCAGAACAGUGAGAAGAAAGCCAAGGCGUGAAUACUGAGGGCGACUCGGACGGCUCAUCCCGGACACCGACCACGGCCUCCAUGGCGACAGAACGAGAUGUACAGACAGCAGGGGCGUCCUGAAGCUCCAGUGGGCGAGGAUUUAACCUGGGCGUGAAUAGGAGCCUGCAGAUCCAGAUGUUCCAGUGAGGAGAUCUUCAUCACGGCAGCAGACUGCGGCUCCUCGGCCCGUUGGUUGUUGCAAAGCACUCACCAGUGGCGGGGUGUAGCCGGGGUCCCAGGACCCUGAUGGUGCACAUGUGAUUGUGGUGGUGGGGACAGUUGGGUGAUUUCUGUAUGUUGACAAGUUUUCAAUGGAUUUUUUAAAAAAGAAUUUUAACUAUUAAAACUUUUCUAAAAUGA